This is a messenger RNA of Camponotus floridanus (Florida carpenter ant), 5164 nucleotides long. RefSeq lists its product as uncharacterized. NCBI's taxonomy places the organism in Eukaryota, Metazoa, Arthropoda, Insecta, Hymenoptera, Formicidae. The coding region runs from base 1007 to 2422 and encodes 471 amino acids. Gene Ontology annotation, biological process: circadian rhythm; regulation of DNA-templated transcription. The transcript is spliced from 2 exons. The record is from RefSeq and is a predicted model, not a curated record. Gene Ontology annotation, cellular component: nucleus. Gene Ontology annotation, molecular function: DNA binding; DNA-binding transcription factor activity.
GGAGCCAGUCGCGCACAGUCGCGGAUCGCGGUACGUUGGUGGUGGUGAGCGUGGGCAAGGGACGCGGGAGGAAGGUUAGGCUGCCGCAUAAACCGCGAGUAUAAACCAGGCGUAAACUGGCCUCUCUUUCAGCCUCCCCUCCUUCUUUCCCCACCGCUUUGCGAGCCACAUGCGUUCGCGUGAACGAGCCCACGUAUCGCGCGUGUAUGUGUGUGUGUGUGUGUGUGUGUGUGAAGUGACACAGCACGCGCGCACGCGCGCGCGCGCGAGACAACCCCGGCCAGUCACAGUCUUCUCUGCAUCGCGUAACCAGACGACAUUGGGGCCGAGACGGCGGCACGGCAGUCGCCGUCAGAGUUUCGCGCGGUGCGCGCAGUUGGCAGCCCGACCUGGUAGCGAGCGGACGUGUACGUCGUCCUCUGCUCUCUCUCUCUCUCUCUCGUACUUGCGUUCAAGAGUCCAUCUACGAAGAGACGCGUAUAUAUACAUAUACAUACAUAUAUAUAUAUAUUUGACACACGCUCGCGAAGUGUACGCGACACCUGCAGCGAGAUAAGAAGCGCGAGAACGGAGAGUUCAAGUUCGCCUCUCCGUUCGAGUUCACUCCGCGAGAAGGAAGAAGGGAAGGAAGGAAGCCACUGGGAGAUUAUCUCCGUCCCGGAGUAGUGUACCGUAAUUUUCUGAUCGGAAGUGUCGGUGAUACGCACGUCGCAUCUCGCCGAGUAGUUGUUGAGAUUCGUGUUAGGAGGACGUGACUGUUGUGUGACAGUCGCCGUGGGACUGUUCGACGAACGGGGGGUCAUAACCGCGUGGCGUUCCCGUUUUCAUCUCGUUCGUUAGCGAUAGUUACGGUGUGUGGAAUCACGGGAAACUGUACGUGUAUAUUUGACUGUCUACGCGGAAGUCAGGGGUAUCGAUAGAGUCGACGGACAAAGUGGAUCGCAGUUGCAUCGUGCAUUCUGGAUCGACGGAACCUUUCAAAAUUGAUGUAUUAAGAAGACAAAUUAUGGUGGCAGAAUUUGUCGCCCGCCAGAGUGGAUCGCCCAUUAAUGGUGAGACCGCGUGCCUGAACAGCAACAUACCGGCUACGCACACGAUGGCGCACGGUGGCGGUCAUGGCGCGCCCCAUAACGGGCCCCACGAUGGCCACGGACCCCUUACGAUGCCCCUAACGCAUCCCGGUCAUCACGGCGGACCGCCGGUCGCGAUCCAGCAGCAUCAACAUCAACCGCAGCAGCAACCGCCGCCGCCGCCCCCGCCUCAGCAGCAGCAACAGCAGCAACAAUCGCCGCAUCAUCAUCACCACCAUCAGGGCCAACAGUCGCCACAGCCGCAUCAUCAUCACGAUCCGGCCCAAGGGACGCAUCCCGACAAUUACUCGCCCAACUUUGACCUCCGCAAGGAGCUGUUCUCGCAGCGCAAGCAGCGCGAGUUCAUUCCUGACAAUAAAAAGGACGACAGUUACUGGGAUCGUCGCAGGCGCAACAACGAGGCGGCCAAGCGGUCGCGCGAGAAGCGUCGUUUCAACGACAUGGUACUGGAGCAGCGGGUGAUGGAGCUGAGCAAGGAGAACCAUAUUCUCAAGGCGCAACUCGAGGCGAUACGCGACAAGUUUGGCAUCUGCGGCGAAUCUGUCAUCAGCACCGAGCACGUGUUGGCCGCGCUGCCAACGGAACCGCCGAUCAGCGUGAAGCGGGCGAAACUUCCGGCGUCGGCGGCGCUCUUGUACGCUCGCACGCCCAGCCCAGUGCACACAUCGGUGAUUCACCAACCGGUGAGUGGCGCCCGAUCGCCCAGGUCGCCCGCCUCGCAGCUUUACGUACCCGAGACGACCGCGUAUCCCGAGACCGAGAGCUUUCAAUAUCCGUACUCGCAUCCGGCGAUGCACCACCUGGAUACCUCGAGCGCGCUCAACCUAUCGUCGCGCGGUCGCCGGGCGCAAUCGCCGUACGAACUGUCGUCGGGCAGCGGCGACGAGGCCGGCGGUCCCCAGAUAGUCGUCGGUUCGCAGAACAAUCCAGCCGCCAACAACAGUCUGCCGCACAAGCUCAGGCAUAAGUCGCGCAUCGGCGACAAGGACGCCGCGAGUGCGCUUUUGGCGCUCCAAGGUAUCAAGCAGGAACCACCUGGACCGCGGGCAUCGCCACCCUGGGAUAACGAAGGCUCGAGCGACGAGCGCGACUCUGGCAUCUCCCUGGGCGCCGAAUGGCCCGGUUCGUCGACCGUCCCCGCCGUCUCGGAGAGCGAUCGGGAAGUGAAGAUGAAGUUGGACCGUCUGGCGUCCGAGGUCGCGUCCCUGCAGUCGAUAUUUCGUCUUGGGAAACCGGUCUCGGCAGCGGCAGCAGCGGCGGCAGCGGCAGCGGCGGCGGCCGCGGCGGACGGCUUGGUGGCCGGACACGCUGCCGCGGUCAGCGGGCCGUGAAGGACUCGCGGCCUGCCCUUCUUUCGCGCGGGAGUCGCGCGAGAAUCUUCCUCUUCCCCUUGGCCGGGAUUCUUGGAAAUGGAACGUAAAGAAGACGACGUAAAGCGAACGUCGUGACGAAGGAAAGGACAAACUGUCGUGGAGUCUGAUGUCGCGCCCAUCUGGGAAUAUCGUCGAUUGAUUGGAAAGAGACUUUGUAAAUGUUUAUUUAAACACGAUUGUAAAGAAUUCUCGCGUUUGCGGAUGCAACGAAAGCAGGUGGAUAGCAAUCGCGAUCUUUGACAAUAUUAUAAAUUCAUCUUUUAAAUUCAUCCUUGACAAUAUUAUUAUAAAUUCUUUUAAAAGUCAAAUCUUGGACCGUGAUUAUUCUCAUCUCUAUUGAUAUGUAUUAUAUAAUUUCAUGCGAUGUGUAUUGAUAAAAUGUAGAAUUUAUUGAUGAUUCGUUUAAUCAAACAUGUCAAGCCAAGCAUGUUGUAUCACAAAAUGGAAAGAAAUUUCACCUAGUUUUAUGGCAAGAUUUAUAUAAAUUAUAUUAAUAUAACUUGUAAUUAGAUCUAGAUUACUAUCAAUCUGCUUAAGCCACCCCGAACUGAUAAUCAGAAGUCUCGCCUGCGAAAUUUUAAUCCCUCAACCCGUAGAUCGUAUUUUUCUCUUUAAUGAAAAAAAUGUAAAUUAUUAUUACGAUACGCGAAAAAUAUUAGUCGUGUCCGUUUAGAAUUUCCCGAUCGAUCUACCGGCCGAAGGACUUACAGGCAUUCUUCGCUCUUGAUCCUGAAACGAAGCAAAGCUAGGAAUUAAGAGUUGAUGCGAUACCUAUAGUGUUGUAAGGUUGUUACGUUAUAAAACUCCCGUAGGUAGGUUAAUAUCGUUCUUCUAUAUUAUCAUUAACUAGAGUUUUGUCGAUUCGAGCAGUCAGUUGUAUCAAACUGAACAUAAUCGGUGAAUUCUGGUGGAUACUAUCGCCAUCCAAACGAAACACUUAUUACACGUGAGUUACUCACCGAUUCGCGCAACCGGCUAUCUCACUACCAUCGGAUAUUCAUAAUACGAUUUAUUCCAGCGUACGAAAUGGGAUUCUUUCCUCUUCUUCUUUUUCGUUAGACAUUUGCAUCAUCAUAUCAUCAACAUCAUUUUAUUCACAUGCAAAGCGAUGAGCGACGAUUUUGCACAGUGGAACUCUGAGGCUAGAUUUUUCAAUAGAUUGGAAUUAUUUAGCGUCAAAAAAUCUUUUUCACUUUUUAAUUAUCAACAUCGAUCUUUUAUAUAUAUUAAUCUUGAAAUUGUUUCAAAGUUUUAUAAGCAAUACUUAUAUUUUACCUAGAAUGUUUAGAGACUCAAAAUAUUAAUUUCAAAUUCGCUGCCUAUUUAUUAUUUCUUUUCGUCUCGAAAGCCGCACCAAAGUGCAGCAACUAAGCUCCACUUAUCUUAGAAUUUGCCUCAUUUAUUUUCUCAAUAAAUAUAAACUUGAUGCGAAAAAGAAAGAAUGCCGAGGCUGCGCUUCUUUGACAGUCGUAUCGAAUUUUCGUCGAAAAAACGUCCGUUUUCUCGCGAUUAUACAUGUAUAUGUUGCCUCUUUUUUAUACUUUUGUUAUCGAAUCAUUACGACAUAGUAGCGUGCCUGUAUAUAUGUAUAUGUGAAGAAAACGAAAAGUUUUGCAUCUCUAUGUUACAAACGCCGGAUGAGAAACGCCAAUAUUGAUGUAUGUACAAUAGGACGCGGAAAAUUCCCUCGAAAGAUGGAAUUUAACGCAUACUGAAGUAUUAAGCAAGCCUACAAGUGUAUGUAACAUAGAGUAUAUUUGCAAGAGUGUGUGCGUGCGUGUCUGUGUGUAUGCGUGUGUUACACACGCACGAAUAUAUACAUAUAUAUACAUAUAUAUAUUUUUCAAAUUGAUGUAUUUUUCGAUAUCGUCAUUAAAGCUAGCUGCAACGCGUGUACAGUGCUUAAUUAUGUCGUCGUCGAUUCAGAGAGAUACUCGAGAUAUAGCUUUGUCAAUCGAAUAUUGGGAAUCGCGUUAUCGGCGCGAAUCGUCGAAAUCGCGCAACUAGAACCAAAGUGUGAUUUUUCCCAAAAACGACAAAGUGUGACAAACAAGUCUAUUGACUCGACGACGAUAAAGCGAGUAAUCGGCAGACAAGUCGGCGACGCGAUCGUGGAGAAGGAAUUGGCGAACUAUUAUAAUAUAUCCGCUCGAUCAACUGUUUAUUUUUUACCACAUGUGAUAAAGUAUGUGUAGAACGAUAAAAGCGCGAAUCGACGUUAAUUCGGGAAUAACCGUAAUAUUAUUGUAUCAUCUCUCGUGUAUAGGUAGAGUGAAUUAAAGCGAAUGGAAAAGUUUGGUAUCAUUUUGCGACUUUGGCCGAAAUUGCAAAAUGAUAAAAAAUUGUCUCGGUUUAAUCCGUUUCAUCUGCAUACGAGAGCUGAUACGAUUUUUACCGGAUAUCUUGUAUAUCUAAGGCAUCUCUAUUUAUUGUAUGUUAAUCAUCCAUGAUACGGUGGAGCGAACGACGACGAGGAAAAUGAACGAGCGAUUAUUGCGAGUCACACAAAAGUAGAGACACGUAUCUCUACUGUCUAUUAUACCGCGAUAUCAUUCUCGUUUAUAUUCCUCUCACUCUCUGUAUCUUUUACAUUACUCUCUUUAGCGUAAAUGUUUUAUAUUUUAUACGAUAUGUUUGUACGUAAAAUUUCGCGGUGUCGAGAAUAUGACAGUCGCGCGAAGAAUCCGAUUGUCAAACUGU